AUGAAAUCAAUGACAGGGGAGAAAGGAACCACAUCUGCCAAACUGGCUAGUUUCCUGUUGGCAUACAGGAAUGCUCCUCACUCUACGACUGGACAGUCCCCCGCUACACUGUUCAUGGGACGCAACCUUCGUUCGCGAUUGGACAUUCUGAAACCCAACAUUCGCAACCAUGUUAGCAGUAAGCAGGUGGAUCAAGCAACAUCUCACAAGUCUGCUAGUGUGACCCGAGAGUUUCACAUUGGCCAGACAGUCUCUGUUCGCGACUACCGCGGUAAGCAGAAAUGGAUCCCAGGAGUCAUACAUGCGCGAUCUGGUCCACUGUCCUACCAAGUUUGUGUUGGGCCAAACAUGAUUUGGUGCCGACAUGUUGACCAACUCAUCGACUCUGACACCGGAAAACCACCUGAUCUGAACACACCACAUGAUGCAGUCCCAGAGAUACUUCAACCAGACCCAGUCAUCCCUGCAUCAUUAACCGCUACGCCAGAACAAGCAGUGCCUAGCGAAACACUCACUCCAGCAGAACCACCCUUGCCAGCAAGCCCAAAAGUAGUGGAACGCCGCUACCCAUCUCGCAAUCGCAAACCCCCAGAUAAACUCAAUCUGUGA
Molecule: messenger RNA, 609 nt
Organism: Patiria miniata (bat star)
Lineage: Eukaryota; Metazoa; Echinodermata; Asteroidea; Valvatida; Asterinidae
Exons: 1
Coding region: 1-609 (202 amino acids)
Molecular function (GO): nucleic acid binding
Source: RefSeq, a predicted model, not a curated record